Dromaius novaehollandiae (emu) is the source of this 1760-nucleotide messenger RNA. It is a transcript of the gene CNOT11, whose product is annotated as CCR4-NOT transcription complex subunit 11. The transcript is spliced from 7 exons. Bases 178 to 1617 code for a protein of 479 amino acids. The record is from RefSeq and is a predicted model, not a curated record. NCBI's taxonomy places the organism in Eukaryota, Metazoa, Chordata, Aves, Casuariiformes, Dromaiidae. Gene Ontology annotation, cellular component: CCR4-NOT complex.
GGCGCCCCGUGCCCCGCCGUCGCCCCCCGCCAAGCCGGAGCCGUCCGCCCGCCCCGUUGCGGCCUCGUGCUGCCUUACGGCAGCGCCGUAAAGCGGCGCGGGCGCGGCAGGGCGCGGCGUUGCGGCCGCGGGGCGCGGCGGGGCUGGCGGCCUGCGCGGGGCGCGGCGGCGGCGCGGAUGCCCGGCGGCGGCGGCAGCCCGGCGCCCUGCACUCAGCUGGGAGCGGAGGAGCCCGGCGGCGGCGCGGCGGCGGCGGCGGCGGGCGGCAGGAUGAGCCUGUCGCCGAAGGAGCUGUCGAGCCUGCUGAGCAUCGUGUCGGAGGAGGCGGGCGGCAGCACCUUCGAGGGCCUCUCCAGCGCCUUCCACCACUACUUCGGCAAGGCCGAGCACUUCCGCCUCGGCUCCGUGCUCGUCCUGCUGCUGCAGCAGCCUGACCUGCUGCCCAGCCCCGCGCAGCGCCUCACCGCGCUCUACCUCCUCUGGGAGAUGUACCGCACCGAGCCCCUCGCCGCCAACCCCUUCGCCGCCGUCUUCGCCCACCUGCUCAACCCCGCGCCCGAGCGCGGCGGCGACGAGGCGGAGCGAACGCCGCUCUCCGGCUUUUUACCUCCCAUAACUCCUCCAGAAAAAUUCUUUCUUUCCCAACUGAUGUUGGCCCCCCCUAGAGAACUCUUCAAGAAGACUCCUCGACAGAUUGCUUCAAUGGAUGUAGGGAACAUGGCUCAGUCAGUGGAUAUUAGCGGCCUUCAGCUAGCCUUAGCAGAACGUCAAUCCGAGUUGCCAACGCAGAGCAAGGCCAGCUUCCCCAGCAUUCUCAGCGAUCCUGACCCAGAUUCUUCCAACUCUGGUUUUGACAGCUCUGUUGCCUCCCAGAUCACUGAAGCCUUAGUGAGUGGACCAAAACCUCCUAUAGAAAGUCACUUUCGACCAGAGUUCAUUCGACCACCGCCUCCGCUCCAUAUAUGUGAGGAUGAAUUGGCAUGGUUAAAUCCAAUAGAACCUGAUCACACAAUUCAAUGGGAUAAGUCAAUGUGUGUUAAAAACAGCACUGGAGUAGAGAUAAAACGAAUCAUGGCAAAAGCUUUCAAAAGUCCCUUGACUUCCCCACAGCAAACACAGCUCCUUGGAGAACUGGAAAAGGACCCCAAACUUGUUUAUCAUAUUGGUCUCACUCCUGCCAAGUUGCCUGACCUUGUUGAAAACAAUCCUUUAGUAGCUAUAGAAAUGUUGCUUAAACUGAUGCAGUCAAGUCAGAUAACAGAGUAUUUUUCUGUCUUGGUCAACAUGGACAUGUCUUUACAUUCGAUGGAAGUGGUAAAUCGGCUUACUACUGCAGUUGAUCUCCCUCCUGAGUUUAUUCAUCUUUACAUCUCUAACUGUAUCUCCACCUGUGAACAGAUUAAAGACAAAUAUAUGCAGAACCGCCUGGUACGCCUUGUUUGUGUCUUUCUCCAGUCUUUAAUCAGAAACAAAAUUAUUAAUGUACAGGACUUGUUUAUAGAAGUGCAAGCAUUCUGUAUUGAAUUCAGUCGGAUACGAGAAGCAGCUGGCCUUUUCAGAUUGCUGAAGACACUAGAUACUGGGGAGAAUCCAUCAGAGACAAAAGCUUCAAAAUAAAACCAUUUUGUCAUUGGAAAGAAAAAUCAACAUUCUAUACCAACUUAUUGUACAUUUUAAGCUUAAAUCAUGAGAUUAAAUGAUUUAAUAUACUAUAAAUAGCAUUUUAUGCAUUUAAACAAUAAAUAUUGCUUUUUCUGAUA